UCCGGGGUCAGGCGUCCCUGUCCGCCCGCCCGCUCGCGGCUCGGGCCCGCCUGCGCGGAAACGCGGGAGGAUGCGCAGCGCGGCGAGUGUCGAGCUUGCGGCCGCCUGCACGACACGUCCCGCUGCCACGCGUGGCCUCUCGUCGUAGGCUGCAGGCGCCGGAGCGCGGUGCCUGCGGGACGCCUGGGCAGCAGGCACUGAAAAAGCCGUAAAGGCGUUCAUCCCCCGGUUGGGAAGAGGGUUCUGCUUAGCCUCUGUCUUUCACGGAGGAUGCGGAAGGCACGGCCAUGGAAAAGAAAUCGCAUUUCGUUAGGAGGGAGCUUCUUCCCAGAGAGGUGUCAUCCAUCUCGCUGGCGUUACUGCUUGCGGCCGUCCUGCUCCUUAAUGUCUUUCUCUACCUGUACCUCAACAAGUUUUCCAGCUCUCUGGGACGUGUCGAAGCGGACUCUGGCCUCUGCCCUUUUGGGCAUUUCAAAUUCGGAGGGGUGAAGAAUUGUUCCCCGUGGCUUUCCUGCGAAGCCAUAAAUAGGGAAGUCAGGAAACUCAAGUGUGUUGGUGAAGGUGCUGUGAAAAAGGUCUUUCUUUCUGAGUGGAAGGAAAAGAAAGUGGUCCUUUCACAGCUCACCAACUCAGGGCUGAAGGAGGACUUUCUCCAUGGACUGAAGAUGCUGAAAGCCCUUCAGAGCAAGCAUGUUGUCCGGCUGCUUGGCUACUGUGAGCAGCAGUUCACAAUCCUCACCGAGUACCAUCCUCUUGGUUCACUGAGAGGCCUGAAUGAAACUCUCCACAUUCCCAAAUACAAGGCCAUGAACACCUGGCAUCGCAGGCUGAUGCUUGCCAUAGACUACGUGAGUGUCAUUCGGUACCUGCACAGCAGCCCCCUGGGCACCCUAGUGAUGUGUGACUCCAAUGACCUGGACAAGGUUCUCUCCCAGUAUCUCCUGACAAGUGACUUCCAUGUUCUGGUGAAUGAUUUGGACGCUCUGCCUCUUGUGAACAGGAGUGCUGGCAGGCUGGUGAAGUGUGGUCACAGGGAGCUCCAGGGUGAGUUUGUAGCUCCUGAGCAGCGUUGGCCCUAUGGAGAAGAUGUGCCAUUCGAUGAUGACCUCAUGCCUCCCUAUGAUGAGAAAACAGACAUCUGGAAAAUCCCAGAUGUCUCCAAUUUUUUCUUGGGCCAUGUUGAAGGAAGUGACAUUGUACGACUGCAUCUGUUUGACAUCCAUGCAGCGUGUAAGAGGAAGGACCCGGCAGAACGGCCCUCUGCCCAAGAGGUCUUAGACACCUACAGGAAAGUUUUAACUCUGCUUAUUCGGGAGGCAGCCAUGCCUAGUACUAGAGAAAUGUUAUAGUGAAUCAUGAGGCAAACAACACGCUGGUGUUUGAAGUUAAUGUCCUUCCUAUUUAUGUAGCUUGCCUGAUGGGCAAAAUCUCUGUCCCCAAAACUGAGAAGAAAAGAACAGCUGAACUUGUACCUCUUGAUUAAAAGAAAAAAAAAUCCCCCUAAUCCAAGAGCUGUGCAAGCUUUCCAUUGGCAUGUUCAAUCUACCAUUGGAAGAGGAGGAGGGAGAGAAAGGAAGUUGUGUGGGUGCAGGGAAAAUUUGUUCCUUAAGAAAUGAUAAAUUUUCUUUUGCAACAUAUACACAAAAAAUAUCUUAAAAAUUAGAGAAAAACAGCUAAAAAUAUAUUGGUCUACCUUAACUUGUUGGUGGAGACUGGAGAGCAGAGACCAUGGCAUGCCCCCCACAAGCUUUGUGCUGAUUACUGUGGCUUUGGCCUAUGUUGUAUCCACAGAGCCCUCAUCUACUUUCCCAUGCAGUAAAAGCAGUGGUCACUCAGAAAGGAAUACCCUGUUUCACUUCAGGUUUUGGUGAGCCCCAGGGCCCGAGCUGCAGUGGCAGUCUCUCCCUGCUGGCUGGGGCAUAGGUUGUGUUUGGAGCCGUAUGGCUGUUGCUCCUGUAUCCCACAAUAGCAAGUGUGUGGCCACUUUUGGAAGCAAGAAGAUGAUGCAGAUUCUGAAGAGUCUGCUUACAGACACAGGUUCUUGGUUUUCAAGCCUUUGUCCUGUGGUAUUCCCAGAUGAGCUCGUCCAAGAUGAAGCUGUCAAAUGCAAGUCUGUCGCCCCCCUGUAAUCCACAGAAAUGCGGAACACUUUGGAAAAGAGAUGAAGCGUGUCUUUUUCUUUUUUCAUUCACCUAUCUAUCUUGGCUUAGUGUCAUCAUGAUUUGAUGGAGAGGAGAAUAACAAGGAACUGAAAGAGAAUGUGACUUCCACAGCAAUAAGCAUUAAACACAACCUUUGGAAAAGAAAAUUCCUGUAUUCAGAGCAUACAACUCUAUUCAAAGUCCAUUAAGGAUAAAGGAAGGCUGCUAAAAAGUAAUCUUUUUGGUGUGUUAGGAAAAAGCUUGAGGUAACCUACAUGGAUGUAACAGCCUGGUACCAACAGCUAGAAAGGAAGAGCAAUAAUGCCUUAAUCCAGCAAUAGGCUGUGUUUGGUGGGACUGGGAUCCAGGAUGUAGUCUCCUUGGUGAAAAACCAGGAAUAAUAUGAAUAAGAAACAUGAACUCCACCAUUGUCCACCUGAGGACUUUCUGUGCUGCAGACUAAACCUUUUAAAGGCCUAAGAGACAACUUCCAUAUUGUGAUCUGAAAGGUGAUUUGUAAGCAGAGAAGUACACUGUCCUUUUUGCUCCUUUUUGAAGAGUUUGGUUUGUUCUUGUCUGUGCUGCUAUUCCUCUGCACAUAAACCAGCCAUGUUCUGACUGCACUGAGAUCAUGCAGUCAUUUCAUAAUGUAUAAUGUUAAAAUGUUGGUAUCAGAAUUUUAUUAUAAAUGGGAAAAAUUUCAUGCAAAUAAGGAAAUUAAUCCCUGAUAUCAUACAAUACAAGCUGCUGAUUAUGCCUUUCCCUCUGGGCAGUGUGUUUUCUUAAAUUAGACUUUUGCCAUUUUCCAAUUAUUUAUUCCUUCCUUGCAACUUUCCUCCUGAGGUUGUCAGAAGACAAAGCUUAGAAAUCAAGUUUUCCAAAAGAGAACAGUGAUUGUGGAUGCUUUGGGUUUGUUUUGAACUUUGACUCAAAACGCCUAAAAGAAGCAUGGGGAAAAGAAAUGCUCUGUUGAAAAUGCAUCAUCCAACCCACAAACUCUUUACUUAUUAUAAGGGUUAGAGUUCUACAGUUUCAGUAUGAAUACAGGAUGUGCAGCAGUUGAAAAAGUCUCGUGUUACAGCACCUUGAAGCCAGGGAUAAGGCUUUAAAGGGUCAAGAGUCACAUCUUCUGCAUGUUCCCCCCACAAUAAUUUGUUACCUUUUGUUAGCCAUCAUGUACACUUGAAAGGGAAAUCAUCAUCUAAUGGCUGUAGACAACCUGUCCAUUAAGGGUUUUUAAGAGUGUAGCAAGGACAGACAAGAACCUGACAAACAUCUUGUGCUGGUGUCUCUUGGUUAAGACAAGCUUCUGCUGGGAUUCUUGCCUUGUUGUGUACUGUUGCACCUUGCAAACAGCCAUAUUAAUUUCACCAAGUGAAAAAAAUAUGGAAAAAUUCUGGUUCGGAAUAAUUAUCUUGCCAUGGAGAUGAUUCCCUGUUCCUGGAUGAAAUAGUUACAAAUUUUUUAAAAAAGAGGUGUCUCCCUAAACAUUCACCUUGAGCAGUGGCUUCUCCAUGUCUCUUUCCCAUUCCCUCUCCUUCAGCUUUUGUGUUGUCCAGCACUGUAUUUCAGCAGGAAUAAAUCAGUUUUGUUCUGAAUACUA
Messenger RNA from Zonotrichia leucophrys gambelii, 3744 nucleotides. It is a transcript of the gene POMK, whose product is annotated as protein O-mannose kinase. Gene Ontology annotation, cellular component: endoplasmic reticulum membrane. The record is from RefSeq and is a predicted model, not a curated record. Gene Ontology annotation, biological process: carbohydrate phosphorylation; protein phosphorylation; protein O-linked glycosylation. The transcript has 2 exons. Bases 288 to 1349 code for a protein of 353 amino acids. Lineage: Eukaryota; Metazoa; Chordata; Aves; Passeriformes; Passerellidae. Gene Ontology annotation, molecular function: ATP binding; carbohydrate kinase activity; protein kinase activity.